Messenger RNA from Pimephales promelas (fathead minnow), 1607 nucleotides. The record is from RefSeq and is a predicted model, not a curated record. Lineage: Eukaryota; Metazoa; Chordata; Actinopteri; Cypriniformes; Leuciscidae.
GGACAGACAGACACACGCUUGUCAGUCGGUAGCUUUCAGUUAACUGCUGUGUAUUUGAGUCGCUCGUUAUAUUCACACGCUUAUUUCUGUGACUAGGUCUGUGUAUUCGCCUCGUAUUCAGUGGUGAGUGAGUGGAACCGGGUUCAAAAUUCAGAUUUCUGUCAGUGUUCAGGCCUGUCUGAGCACGAACACCUACAGAACUGAACUGACUUCACCAUGGACAAAGCAGAUUUCCUGAAAGGACUACCUGUGUAUAAUAAGACAAACUUCAGCAGAUUUCAUGCGGACUCCGUAUGUAAAGCAUCGAACAGAAGGCCGUCAGUAUAUCUGCCUACACGAGAGUAUCCCUCCGAACAGAUCAUUGUCACAGAGAAGACAAACAUCCUUUUGCGUUAUCUUCAUCAACAGUGGGACAAAAAGAAUGCAGCUAAAAAGCGAGAGCAGGAGCAAGCAGAAGGGGAGGGUGGCAGCCCAGCACCGCCCCGCAAAAUCGCCCGGACAGACAGUCAGGAGAUGAACGAGGACUCGUAGAGGAACCCCCCCUUUCCAACAGACGCAACACCCGCACACCACACAGGAAUUCAUCUCAGAAAGAAGGAAAUGGAACACUUAUCUUACAGUGUGCUUUUAUUAUUUUACUGAGUGCUUCCUGAUGCAGUCAGUGCCCAGUUGUGAAUGCGUGGGGGCGCGACGGCUUUCCACUGCCAGCUUCCAAGAUUCUGCUGAACUCUGAACUGCUUGGGGGUGAGACGGGGCGGGUACUGCGGUAUUCAACAAGCACAUAAUAAGGAAUGCCUGCUGUGAAGACGUGUGACAAUUAUGAUUUUGUUUAGGACACUAUCAAUGCAAUUUAAGUUUAAAAACACCCUAGUAAUCUCAGCUGUGGAUUUUUGCUUUCAUUAUAUACUAAAACUAAAAACACAGGGUCUCAAGUCAAGUGUCCAAAAAGGGAAAUUUCCGAAAUGUACAGCCUCGUUUGGCAGAUUUAGAUGUAGUGUUUCGUGUUGGUAAUGUAACGGCCUUCCUAGCAGGUGCAUACUUGUGCAUGAAUGCACUGUUAGGACUGCAAAUCUGUUGCCACAGAUUGAGGAUGAUAUGAAGAAAUACAAAUGGUGACGUCUCUCUCACUUCCUCCUGUUGUCAUAUAAGCUUUCAAUGCUGCGUUAAUCUCUGGUAUCAUUAAUCGAUCGCCUGCAUCCAAAUGCCCGACUCCAUCAUUGAUUUAAUCCCCGUGCGCCAAUUCAGUUGCAGUCCAUUUCCGCGUGUGAUGGGAUUUUCCCAGGCUAGAGAUUAAUAAUGUCUCUCCUUUGUUUUCUGGGUUUGUAGUUGUGUUGGAGUUCUGAGAUUUAAGGGGCAUCUAUGCAGCAUCCUCUCUUAACCUGCAGAGGGAGUCGGUGAACUGUGGUUGUGGUACAAUAAACAGUAGAAGCUUUAGACAUGGGGCUUAAUGGAGUCCACAACAUCCGUAAAACUGUUUUGUCACUGUGGCUGGAGACACCAUGUUACGUUAAGUCGGCAGUUUCGAGCCGUUUCUUGGCAAAGUUUGUUCAUAUGUUCUCGAUGAAAAGAUUAAAAUGUAUUGAAGCCAUCUACAAUAACAAAAAAAA